GAGAGAGAGAGAGAGAUUUUGUGUUUGUUUUGGUAGGCGCGUGUAGCUCUCCUUGAUAUGGCACCCAUUUCUCUACAUAUCUCAAUGCCUUUGUGACCAAAGAAGGAAGAAAUAAAGAAUACAGGUAGUUUGGUUCCCCCUGAAGUCCCGCUCCACAUACACCAUGCGCUUCCAGCGGCUCCUGCAAAUGCGCAGAUUAGCGACCACCGCCCCCCUGCUGCGUCCGCCCACACAGACGAAAACGACCGUAAGGACGAUGGCGGGCAGCGGGGCGCCGAUGCCGGAGCUCACACAGAUCACGGACAAUGUGCAACGUGGCAACUAUGCCGCUCUGAGCGACAAGGAUGUGACCCACUUUGAGAAGCUGCUGGGCAAGAAUCAUGUCCUUACCGAAGAUCUGGAGGGAUACAACAUUUGCUUUCUCAAGCGGAUACGUGGCAACAGCAAGCUGGUCCUGAAGCCCGGCAACACUGAGGAAGUAGCCGCCAUUCUGAGGCACUGCAACGAACGGAAGCUGGCCGUGGUGCCCCAGGGCGGCAAUACGGGACUGGUGGGCGGGUCGGUGCCCAUCUGUGACGAGAUUGUGUUGUCCCUUCAGCGGCUGAACAAGGUGCUGUCUGUGGACGAGGUCACGGGCAUUGCGGUCGUCGAGUCGGGCUGCAUUCUGGAGAACUUCGACCAGCGGGCCAGGGACGUGGGUCUGACGGUACCGCUGGACCUGGGUGCCAAGGCCAGCUGCCACAUCGGUGGAAAUGUGUCGACGAAUGCGGGCGGAGUGCGUGUGGUGAGGUACGGUAACCUGCACGGCUCUGUGCUGGGCGUGGAGGCUGUGCUGGCCAACGGCCAGGUGCUCGACUUGAUGUCGAACUUUAAGAAGGACAAUACGGGAUACCAUAUGAAGCACCUGUUCAUCGGGUCCGAGGGCACGCUGGGAGUGAUCACGAAGCUUUCGAUGCUGUGUCCACACUCCUCGAAGGCCGUCAACGUGGCCUUCAUCGGGCUCAACUCGUUCGAUGACGUCCUCAAAACGUUCGUCAGCGCCAAGCGUAACCUUGGGGAGAUCCUCAGCUCCUGCGAGCUGAUAGACGAGCGAGCCCUGAACACGGCUCUACAGCAGUUCAAGUUCCUCAACGCCCCCAUCUCGGGCUUUCCCUUUUACAUGCUAAUCGAGACCUCGGGCAGCAACGGCGACCACGACGAGGAGAAGAUCAAUCAGUUUAUCGGCGAUGGUAUGGAGAGGGGUGAAAUCCAGGACGGCACUGUCACCGGCGAUCCCGGCAAGGUGCAGGAGAUCUGGAAGAUACGCGAAAUGGUACCCUUGGGGCUUAUCGAGAAGAGCUUUUGCUUCAAGUACGACAUCUCCCUGCCACUGCGCGAUUUCUACAACAUCGUGGACGUGAUGCGGGAGCGCUGCGGCUCCCUGGCCACCAUCGUGUGCGGCUACGGCCACCUGGGCGACUCCAACCUGCAUCUGAAUGUCUCCUGCGAAGAGUUCAACGACGAGAUCUACAAGCGUGUCGAACCCUUCGUCUACGAGUACACCUCCAAGCUGAAGGGCAGCAUUAGUGCCGAGCAUGGCAUAGGCUUCCUCAAGAAGGACUAUCUACAUUACUCGAAGAAUGUGGUGGCCAUCGACUGGAUGCGCGAAAUGAAGAAGCUCCUUGACCCUAACGGCAUUCUUAACCCGUACAAGGUUCUCAACUAAGCUGUGCACCGAAAUAAAGUGAUAGAUAAAGAUACCAUCUCAAAAAUCCCCUUUCUUUGUGCUAAUUUUUUUUGUUAAUUGUAAUUUGUAAUCCGUGUAAAGUAUACUUAAUAAAAUGUGAAAAAGAUCA
Drosophila persimilis is the source of this 1835-nucleotide messenger RNA. It is a transcript of the gene D2hgdh, whose product is annotated as D-2-hydroxyglutarate dehydrogenase, mitochondrial. The transcript is spliced from 5 exons. The record is from RefSeq and is a predicted model, not a curated record. Gene Ontology annotation, molecular function: FAD binding; catalytic activity. Bases 164 to 1705 code for a protein of 513 amino acids. NCBI's taxonomy places the organism in Eukaryota, Metazoa, Arthropoda, Insecta, Diptera, Drosophilidae. Gene Ontology annotation, cellular component: mitochondrion.